Cotesia congregata is the source of this 1567-nucleotide messenger RNA. NCBI's taxonomy places the organism in Eukaryota, Metazoa, Arthropoda, Insecta, Hymenoptera, Braconidae. The record is from the annotation of a GenBank genome assembly.
UUGGGAUUUAUAUUGAUUAUUAAUUUUAGUUUUAAUUAUUGUAGAGCUUACAAUGUGUUAUUAGCAACAAUGGGUGGUACUAAAUCCCACACAGUGCCUUUUGUAGCUCUGGGAACGGCCUUAAGAAUUAGAGGUCACAAUGUAACAUUAGUCAGUGGAUUUCCUGGACCAGCAGCCAACAACGGAUUACGUGAAUUAAUACCAUCGAUAUUUGAGGCAUAUGUGGGUAAUUAUACAGCUGAAUGGGAUCUUGUUGGCUCGAGAUUUCGUAAUGAGUUACCACUUUCGCCAUGGGAUGCCAUGAGAUAUGGCUGGGAAUCAUGCGAAGCUUUACUACGUGACGAAAGUUCUGUCGCGGCACUGAGACGUCCUGAAAGUAACGAUAAUUAUGAGUCGAGCACUUGGGAUGUUGCUAUUCUUGAUGGAGCCUUUCCAGAAUGUCUUUUGGGGAUUCUACAUGGAGAAAAUAUUCCAACUAUUAUGCUUAAUACAGUUGCGCUUUACGGUGGAUCAAUAUCUCGGCAAGGAAAUCCAACACUCUGGUCAUUAACAUCAUACUUUGGUAAAGGAUACACUCAAGAAAUGAAUUUUUUUCAACGAAUUAUUAAUGUUGGAUGUUUAGCUACCUUAGAAGUUAUGCAUUGGAUUAUGACUACGGGAUUUCUUCAGCCUACGUUGAGAAAGUAUUUAGGCGACCAAGUACCGGAUGUAAGAGAAUUAAUAUCUGAAGUGUCUUUGACUUUUCAAAAUAGUCAUUAUUCAGUAGCCGAAUCAAUGCCGUAUUUACCAAAUGUAGUGAACGUUGCUUGUCUUCACUGUCGCCCAGCAAUGGAAUUAAGUCCCGACUUGGAAUCAUUUCUUCGCAAAGGAUUCAUCUUCGUUUCAAUGGGUUCAUCAGUACGUGCCGCUGGUAUGCCAGAUACACUGCGUGAAAUUUUUAUAGCUGCAUUUUCAACAUUGCCAUUUAAUGUUAUUUGGAAGUGGGAAGGCAGUAAAAUAAAUAAUUUGCCUAGUAAUAUCAGAACUGGUGCUUGGUGGCCGCAACAAGAAUUACUUGGACAUCCACAAUUACGUGCUUUUGUGUCACACGGUGGAUUAUUAUCACUUCAUGAGGCUGCGUAUCAUGCAGCACCGACUCUUGUGCUCCCAGUUUUUUGCGAUCACGAUGGAAAUGCUGCUCAAGCUGAAAAAUUGGGAUACGCUCUUGUAAUGAACCUCGCAAGUCUCUCCAUUAAUGAAUUGCAUGAAGCUAUACUUAAAGUAGCUGCUAAACGUAAUAAUCCUUACAAAGAAGCUGCUAGACGUAGGAGUAUUUUAUUAAAGGAUCAGCCUUUGGGAUCUAAUGAAGUAGCGACUUGGUGGGUUGAACACGUUGCUAAACACCGAGGAGCUGAUCACCUAAAAAGCCCUAGCAGAUUUAUGGGUGUUUUACGAUAUUACUCAGUGGAUGUACUAGCUUUUUAUGCAGCUGUCAUAUUUAUUGUGAUUCAAGUAUUUCACAAAUUACUGCGAAAAAGUUUUAUGAAGCACUCGUUAAUCAUUAAGGGAAAAAUUGAUUGAUUAGUCA